This is a messenger RNA of Acaulospora morrowiae, 1074 nucleotides long. Lineage: Eukaryota; Fungi; Glomeromycota; Glomeromycetes; Diversisporales; Acaulosporaceae. The record is from the annotation of a GenBank genome assembly.
AUGUCAUUGUUCACUUUACGAUCGUUUACUGCGACUAAAAGCGGAUGCUCGCGGGUAAUACACGUAUCAAGAAAAUUUUCGCGCCUUACGCGAAAUUAUGCAAGUGACGCCCCAAACAAAGUUGAAGCUCCUGUCCAAAAGCCCGUUCCGCGCACCCGACGGGCAUUAUUUUAUGUUCCUGGUAGUGAAGAGCGUAAGAUCAAAAGUUCAUUAAAUUUAACUGCAGACAGCAUUGUAUAUGAUCUCGAAGAUAGCGUUGCCUUCACGAGGAAAGGUGUCGCGAGGGAAAUGGUCUUUGACAUUUUAGAGUCUUUACCGGCUGAGUCAAAGUCUGAGAGAGCAGUUCGUAUCAAUGCAGUUGGAUCAGGUUUGGAAUUGGACGACCUUAAUGUCAUACUUCGAGCAAAACACCUCGAAGGCAUCGUAAUACCUAAAGUACGUUCUCCCAAAGAUGUUCAAUUUGUCAGUCGAAUGAUAGACUCGAUUGCGCCGAAAGAGAACCGAUCAAAUAUUCGCUUGGUAGCAUCCAUAGAAAGCGCGUUAGCCAUCAUGAAUCUCAAAGAAAUUGCCACAUCUGACCCACGAUUGGAUGCAUUGCUAUUUGCUGCAGAGGAUUAUUGCGCAGAUGUUGGGCUCAUAAGAACACCAUCACGCAAGGAAUUGUCGUUCGCGCGUCAAAACAUAGUGACAACAGCCUGUGCCUAUGGAUUACAACCAAUUGAUAUAGUUUGUAUUGAUUUCAGAAAUGAUGAUAUUUUGAGGGAAGAAUGUAAGGAAGGUCGAGAGAUGGGUUAUCUUGGAAAGCAAGCUAUUCACCCAUGUCAAAUUGACAUUAUACAAAAAAUGUUUCUGCCGGAUGAACAAGACGUUGAAAGAGCGGCACGAAUAGUUUACAACUAUGAGCAGCACAGCAAAAAGGGGAUUGGAGCGUUCGAUUUAGACGGGAAAGUGAUUGAUCUUCCCGUUGUAAAAUGGGCCGAGGGAAUAAUUGCAAGAGCUACCUCUGGAGGAAUGGAUAUUCCUGUACCGAAGGAAAAGAGAGAGGAGGAGAAUUAUUUACAGAAGACGCAGUGA